CAUGGCGACCUCCUUCGGUUUCGGCAGCUCCGCGGCCGCGGGCUCCACCGCCUCCUCCCCCUUCUCCUUCUCCUCCACCCCAUCCGCCUUCUCCUUCUCCCAGCCGCCGGCGGCCUCCUCCCCCGCCCCCGCCUUCGGCUCCUCGCUCUUUUCCUCAUCCUCCGCCGCCGCUUCCUCUGCCCCCACUUUCGGCUCCUCCCUGUUCGGGGCCUCGUCCGCCGCCGCGCCCGCCUCCACUGCAGCCUCCUCCCCUUUUGGCUUCGGAUCCACCGGAUUCUCGUUCGGGCAAUCCACCGCAGCCGCUUCAUCGGCCGCGCCCGCCCCAUCCCUUUUCGGGCAAACGGCCGCCGCAUCCCCCGCCGGAACAACCCCUAGCUUAUUCGGCGCUGCCACCUCCGCCGCAAGCAGCCCCGGCCUCUUCGGCGCUGCCUCUGCCCCAGCAAGCAGCCCGGGCCUCUUCGGCGCGUCCGCCGCCGGCUCUGUGACGACUACCCCGGGCCUAUUCGGCGCUACCACCUCCGCGGCAACUACUCCGGGCCUAUUUGGGGCCACCUCCGCCGCGGCGACCACACCGAACUUAUUCGGGGCCACUUCCGCCGCUGCGACGACACCUAGUCUGUUUGGCGCCGCCUCCUCCGCUGCGUCCACGCCAAGUCUCUUUUCUGGAGCCUCCACGGGCUUCAGCUUUGGCUCGUCGGCGUCCGGCUCCACCACUACCACGGCCGCCGCCUCUGCACCAUCAUUCGGCUUCUCGUUCAGCUCGGGGGCGGCCGCGUCGAGCACUGCUUCCACCGCGGCAUCAUCACCGGCUUUAGGGUUUGGAGGCGCCACUGGCUCGUCGCUGUUCGGAUCCACCACCUCUGCGCCACUCUUCAGUACCACCACCGCCUCUUCUCCAGCGCCUGCUGCAACCACCACGCCAUCCUUUGGCUUCUCUGCCUCGCCAGCAACAGUAUCCGCCCCGUCCUUUGGUUUUACGCCGUCAACAGCAAGCUCGGCGACGGGGAACACGGCUGCUUCCUUGUUCUCUUCUGCUUCCACGGCCCCUGCCUUUGCUUUCGCUAAGAGCACGUCCGCCACGCCUACCACUUCGGUGUCCUCGCCCGCCACCAGCCUCUCCUUGGCUACUUCGCAGGCUUCACCUGCACCCUCGCUGUUCUCUAAUACCACUGCAGCAGGUAGUUCAUCUGCCACUACGUCUGGCUUCUCCUUUGGUUCAUCUUCGUCAGCUUCUACACCAACUAUAGCUUCUGUCUCUGCAACUGGUGCAUCCACUGCGCCAUCAGCUACUUCAGCUUCUGCAACAUCGGGAUCAUUGUUCCCUGCUGCUUCUACCAGCGGUUUCAGUUUUUCAGUAGCACCAUCAUCAGCAGCAGCAGCGGCAGCAACAGCCACUACCACCACUGUCACAAGUGCAUCUACAUCUGCAGGCAUGACUACCACAUCUCCUUUGACUGGGACAACAGGGUUUCCUAGUUUUAAUCUUCAAACAACCACACCAGCUUCUACCUCAUCUUCGACACUGUCACUUGGUGUUUCUACUACAGCUGCUAGCACAUCAGCCACCACCACCAGCACAAGCCAGGCAACUUCCUCAGCUGUUCAAGCUAGCAGCACAGGUCCUGCUACUACUACAGCUAUCACUCCAGCAGUUUCCCAAGCACCUAAGCUUCCAUCAGAAAUUGUUGGCAAAAGUGUCGAGGAGAUUAUUAGGGACUGGAACAAUGAGCUUCAAGACCGUACUGCGAAGUUCAGGAAACAUGCCACUGCAAUAGCUGAAUGGGACAAGAGAAUUCUGCAAAACAGAAAUGUUCUUAUCAAGCUUGAGGCUGAAGUGGCUAAAGUUGUUGAAACACAAACAAGCUUGGAGCGUCAACUUGAGUUGAUAGAAACUCAUCAGCGAGAGGUAGACAACGCUCUACAGGGUAUGGAGGAGGAAGCUGAACGCAUAUUCCAGGAUGAACGCGUGUUACUUCGUGGAGAUGAGGCUGCUUCAGCAAGAGAUACAAUGUAUGAGCAAGCAGAAGUUGUGGAACAUGAAUUGCAACAUAUGACAGAACAAGUAAAAUCCAUCAUUCAGUCUAUGAAUGCUACUCAGGGUGGUGAGCUUGAGGCCUCUGAUAGUAUGACACCAUUUGAUGUUGCUGUCCGGAUACUGGAUAAUCAACUGCGGUCCCUGAUGUGGAUUGAUGAGAAGGUUAACGAGUUCUCUGGCAGAAUACAGAGGCUGCCCAACAACAGCGCUUCAGCUGAACGUGACUCCGGGAUUCCCAGGUUUUGGUUAAGCUGAUCCGGGCUAGUAAGCAUAUGCUGUGCUUGGUUCCACUAACCCACAGCAAAUGUUACGUGUUGUUUUCUCCCCGUUAAAGUACUUUGGUGCCACAUAGCUCUAGCUGGUUGAACUCUUUGAUUGAUACUAAUCAAUGUCACUCAGAUUGCUGGUUAUCAGCCCUCUGCUUUGCAUCAAUUACUUGUGUUUUCAAUUCAUAUAAAAAAAUUCCUUGACAGUAACUUAAGUUUUUUUAUAAGAACAGUAACUUCAGUUUU
Molecule: messenger RNA, 2547 nt
Organism: Panicum hallii
Lineage: Eukaryota; Viridiplantae; Streptophyta; Magnoliopsida; Poales; Poaceae
Product: nuclear pore complex protein NUP62
Exons: 9
Coding region: 2-2290 (762 amino acids)
Biological process (GO): RNA export from nucleus; protein import into nucleus
Cellular component (GO): nuclear pore; nuclear pore central transport channel
Molecular function (GO): phospholipid binding; structural constituent of nuclear pore
Source: RefSeq, a predicted model, not a curated record